GUGGCGGUGUGGUGGUGGUGGGGGGGACAAGGUGAGGACGGCUCGGCAGCGGACAUAGCGUAUUUUUUAUUUAUUUAUUUAUUUUUUGCGGGGGGAGGAAACAGUUCGUCCCGAGACUCAGCCGCGGACGGUCGAACCCGAACCCUGUGCGUCCUGGACCCAAGUCUUGGAGCCUCGUCGUCCUCUUACGGAACAGUCUUCCUGCUUGUUUUGUUUUCCUCUGUGCAGGGUGCUGAAGAGACCAGCGGGUUCCCUGUGAGAGGGAACACUGAACAAACAUCAUGGCCUUAGCAGGAUGUCCUGAUUACUUCUUACGUCACUCAAACUACCAGAAAAAGAUGGAGCACACUUCCUCUCGCCGGCCAGAGGAGCUGAUUGUUUCGGGUUAUCAACGCUCAGCCAACCAAGCUUCGCCACAUCACCAUGACGAUGACGUGGACCUGGAGCAGCUGGUGAACGACAUGAACUCGUCUGUGGAGAGCCUUCAGUCCACGCAGGAAGACACCGCGCUCCUCCUAAACAACGGCCACGUGCAUGCUCCACACCACCAUCACGGACAUCCUGCGUACCUGGGUCAGAGCCAGGUUCACCGCCGCCACACCCCGGCCCCGCCCCUUUCUUCCCCCUCCAGGCUGAAGCAGUCCCAGCCGAUGCACAUCCAGGCUGUCAGGUGCUUAAAGGAAGAGCAACAGCUGCGUCCAGCCUCUCUGCCGGCCAUCCCCAACCCAUUCCCAGAGCUCUGCAGCCCAGCAGGGUCUCCUGUUCUCAGCCCCCUCCAGACCUCCGACAGCCAUAUAGUGAAGGUGUGGAGCGAAGAUGGAGCCGGGAAGGUGGUGGAGAUCCCCGCAGACAUGACGGCGAGGGAUGUGUGUCAGCUGCUGGUCUACAAGAGCCACUGUGUGGACGACAACACCUGGACGCUGGUGGAGCACCACCCCAUCCUCAGCCUUGAGCGAUGUCUGGAGGACCACGAGCUGGUGGUUCAGGUUCAAGCCUCCAUGAGCAGCGACAGUAAAUUCCUCUUCAGGAAGAACUAUGCCAAAUAUGAAUUCUUCAGGAACCCCCUGAACUUUUUUCCAGAGCACAUGGUGGCUUGGUGUCAUGAGUCCGAUGGUUCGAUCCCUCAGGCACAGCUCUUACAGAACUUUCUGAACUCCAGCAGCUGUCCUGAGAUUCAGGGUUUUCUUUACGUCAAGGAGCCUGGAAGAAAGUCGUGGAAGAAGCUCUACAUGUUGCUGCGCCGCUCCGGCCUCUACUACUCAACUAAAGGAACGUCCAAGGAACCCAGACACCUGCAGCUGCUCUCAGAUCUGGAGGACAGCAACAUCUUCACCAUCAUCACAGGCAGGAAACUUCACAACGCACCAACAGAUUACCAGUUCUGCAUCAAGCCCAACAAAGCGAGGAGCGACUGUAAGGAGCUGAAGAUGCUGUGUGCUGAGGACGAGCAGAGCAGAACCUGCUGGAUGACGGCCUUCAGACUGCUCAAAUUUGGGAUAGUGCUGUAUCAGAACUACAACGUGCCCCAACAGAGAAAAUCUGCCAACUCAAGUUUCUCUGCGCCUGUGCGGAGCGUAUCUGAGAACUCGCUGGUUGCCAUGGACUUCUCGGGGAGAACAGGCCGCGUCAUCGACAACCCCGUGGAGGCUCAGAGCGCCGCCCUGGAGGAGGGCCAGACCUGGAGGAAGAGGACCCACCGCAUGAAUGUCCUGGGCAGCCCGAGCCCCUUGCACCCGCCCUCCCUGAGCUCAGUGAUCCACAGGACUCAGUUGUGGUUCCACGGUCGCAUCAUGAGAGAAGAAGCACACAAAAUGAUCAUACAGCAAGGUCAAGUUGAUGGGUUGUUCCUGGUGCGGGACAGUCAGAGUAACCCCAAGGCGUUCGUGCUCACCUUGUGCCACCAUCAGAAGAUCAAACACUUCCAGAUCCUGCCGUGCGAGGAGGACGGCCAGGUGUUCUUCAGCCUGGACGACGGAGCCACCAAGUUCACAGACCUGAUCCACCUGGUGGAGUUCUACCAGCUCAACAGAGGAGUGCUGCCCUGCAAGCUCAAACACCCCUGCACCGCUGUGGCCUUGUGACACUCCACUCCCGUUUGUUUUUGUUUUUUUUUUUAUUUGCACACCUCCCACCCUGAGACCCCCACCCCCUCCCUCCUUAACCAACACAAAGUGGUUGAGGAGGGGUUCUGGGAUGUAUCCAGCCCACCAGCAGCCGCUCCAACGCUUCCCUCCGCUGUUCGGACCGUCGUCCCGGUGUUCGGGUGGCUUCGUCAUCGCCCUCCACCCCAGGAGACACCGUGUGCCGGACCAACACGAGACCACUAAAGGAACAUCCUAACAGUGAAGUGGGAGUGCUGCGGGUUUUAAAUCUCCCUCUUAACCCCCCACCCUCCCACCCUCCAGGCCUGAUAAGCUGUGGCGCCCCCCCACUGGGAGCGCCACCUUCUGACUUCCUCACUGAUCAUCAGGGAUGGACGGGAACCUCUGGGGUCCUAUCAAACUUGACCCUGGAGUUUCUCAACCUGUGCAGUCCAGUCUGGAUAAGCUGACACCCCCUACCCCACCCACCCCUCCCUCCUGACCUCUUAGUGGGGGGGGCUCGACCUAGCUCCUCUGCUGCCACCCUGACCCACAACUCCCCUCCUUCCCCUCCACCGGUGCAACCCCGAUCCCACCCCCACAGAAGCUCAAACCAGUUGUGCGAGGCCGGAGGCGGGGCCACAGGACAGAGGAAUGUUGAUGAGGAAGGCGGGAACACGCCUCUCCUGUAGAGUUGAUUACUUGAUGUCAUUUAAUGCUGUUUUAUUCAUAUUGAUUCAAUGCAGAACUAGUUUUGCACUCCUGGGCGGACAGACAGCAGCAGUCUAGCUGAAAGAAGCUGCCUCCUCUUCCUCCCCUUUCUGAAAAAGCACGCGUGUGAAUUGUGAUUUCCAGCAGCUCUGAUUGGUCGGUGGUGUCGGGCGGUCCGGCUGGCGGAGCGGUGCCUUUCAGGAAGGUUUCAGGAACAUCUCGAUGAAUGAAUGUGCUCUUCAACCAGCUGCAGCGGCGCUAGAUUGUGAGGAAGAGGAGGAAGACCACCUGAUGUGUGUGUCCACCCCUCACCCCCCACCCCGAAGCUUCUACCAUUUUUUUUAAAUGGAAAGGGUUAUAUUUGUUGGUGAAUUUGUCUUUGAAUGUCGUUUUCUUUUCCUACGUCUGAUCUGAGUUCAGUGCUUUGCACAUUUUAACCCUCCUGACGUGUUCGGAUGCUGACCACUGUCCCCUCGUACACAAACAACACAAGCACUCUAACUUUUGUUUUUCUUGUUUUUAAAAUAUGGAAUUUGAAGAAAUGACUUGAAAUGUGAAAUCAGUGGACGGUGCAGCAGCGGCAUCGCCUGAGCUUCACUUGCCUUAAGUGAAAUGAUGAUGACGAUGAUUAUGAGCCAUGCGUAUGGGAUUGAAGAAGUUAUGUUAAGAUGCACAUACCAGAACACAUUUCUGAUUUUAUGGAAGGACGAAGUGACGAAACAAUCUGUUCAGUGAUGGGAUUUUUGGGAACCGUUUGCUUUCUUCUGCUACGUUUAUAAACUGUAUGCUAAAUAUGAAGCUAGCUACUUCUGUGAGUUUAUUAAAAGAUCUGAGAUUUGUAACAUUAAUUUAGAACUUAAUUUAUUACUUUCCUUUGAGAUUUUAAAGUUAUACAUUUUCAAAAAACUGUUUGAUUCAAUUCUUUUGGCUUUCAUUAAAUGCAUUUUCUAAUUUAGACAUGCUAAGCUAAGCUAGCUGUGAGCAGCUUCAUAUUUAGCGUACUGACAACAGUUUUAAGUCUUCAACUUUUGAUUGAGGCUCCAAAGUUUUUAUAAAGAUCCAGAUAAACGUUUAAAUUGUGCCAGCGAAGCUAAAUAAAAGACUUGAUUGUUUCCGUGCACAGCAAGACUCAGAUACUACCCUGACCUGAAGCUUCUGCUUUUAAAGCUGUGUUUAAUAGAAAGAUGGAACUUGGGGUAAAAACUAAAAAAAAAAGGAAAGCUCAUUUGAAGUAUAUCAAACUGCGGUUUAAGAGUUGUUUUCCAGAUUAUACAUAAAUGCAGGUCCACACUCGAUGUAAACAAAACACUUGGGUGCGUGAAUGAAGCAGGUGGAGGCCUCUGUCCUAUUAUCAUUGUUAUUGUAUGACUCAGCACUUUGUGAACGACAGGGUUAAUCAGGACACUAACGAUCAGUUAUUAGGCUGAUGGUCCUCUUUUACACGUGAACCAGUUCAGAUCGUCACCGUUCAGCUUGUUUGUCCACUAGAAGGUACUGCUUGUAAGGCUGAAGACCGAAGACAACUUUUGAUACAAGUUGAAACGUUUCAGCAAAGAAGACGCCGUCCAGAGGACCUGCCUCAACCUUAGUUUCUGUAGGUAAACAAACAUGUUGACGUUAGCAUCUGAUGAUAAACUUAGCUUACAAAUGUCUGACUGAGGGAUCCAGAAGUCUUAAAGACACAACGAGGACAAGCGUCCGUACGAACGUUGCUCUUUAACCUGAACAGGGUUAUAAAUAAAACAAACCUGAGAACUAAACGUGUCGUCGUUCAGAUCAGGUGGAAAACCGGAGCAUUGCCGUGCAGGUAAACACUCACUGAAGAAGCAGUUAAUUCUGUCCGACUCUUAACUCUUAAAGCUGAUAAAGGAGCAGUGUUUACUCAACAGGUGCUGUCAGGUGACUGAAAACAGCUGAUUCAGCUUUAUUCAAGAGCUUCAUGGAUUCUUCUGGUUCUGGUUCAGAUUUCUAGCUUCACUUGUUCCAUGGGCUUCAGUGGAUCAACGGCAACAUUAUGCUGAAUAAUUGCUAAAAUGACAAAGUAAAUUAUGUUGAUUUCUCCAACGUGAUAAUUAUUCCUUUGAAAUAGUUUGAUCAAUUGAAUUUCUUAGUUUUAUUGUAAUGAUUAGAUAAAAGGGCUUGUUGAUAAGAUUGCACUUGUUGCUUUUAGGGAACUACAGUUUUUUACAUUUUAAUGAAAAAUGAUUCUUGGGAUUACUGCGGUCAGAUUAAAGUUGGUCAAACAAAACUAAGCUGAAAAAUGAGGUAAACUGAAAACAAAAGGUCAAUCAAAAUACGGUAAAAGAAAAAACCCAAAGGCGGCACAGGUUGAGACCAUCAAUGAAAUGUAGCUCGUUUUCAGUCUGUUUUUGUCGUAGUGUUGAGACACUGACGGAGGGCUAAGAUUUUGUACGUUCGAUACGAGCAGCAGGAAAAUAAUCUGACGUUUCUACAAAAACAGGAAAUCUGUUUGAAGCUGCUUUUAAAGGACGUUUGGGUCAUUUGCUGCGGUUUUGUGGAAAAGUUGUAAAGAAUGAACGUCUGACCUGUUGUAAGUCGCUCUUUGGAUUACGUCAGUUUAUUCUGAUCAAACCGAUGAGCUAAAGGCUAGUCUGAAUGCAGCUAGGACCAGAGUGGAUGUUUGACAUCCCUUUACACUGUCAGUCCCACAGCAAAUCUGCUACAGCUAGCUGCUGCUGUUUGAGCUUUAAAAUGACAGAUGCUUCUUAAUAAGAGUCACUUUAUUAAUUUAAACACUUUCUAAAUGAUUAUUAAUGCUUUACAAGCAGUUUAUAAACACUAAUUUGUCAAUUUUGUAUAAUUUUAGAUUUUAAAUCAAACAUUUGUCAUACAUUGGUCUUUAUGUGAACACAAGCAGCAUUUAGAGAUAUUUUCUGUAAGAAAUCAGGAAGUUAAAACAGUAAAUAUGAAGCUAAUAAAUCACAUCCAUGUUCAGUGCUUCAAACGAACCUGCUUCAGUGUGAGAAGCAGUUUUAUAGAUGAUAAAUGCUUUAUAAAGUGUUAAUAAAGGCUUUAUUAAGG
Molecule: messenger RNA, 5834 nt
Organism: Austrofundulus limnaeus
Lineage: Eukaryota; Metazoa; Chordata; Actinopteri; Cyprinodontiformes; Rivulidae
Product: growth factor receptor-bound protein 10
Exons: 17
Coding region: 282-2081 (599 amino acids)
Biological process (GO): negative regulation of insulin receptor signaling pathway; insulin receptor signaling pathway; negative regulation of Wnt signaling pathway
Molecular function (GO): insulin receptor binding
Source: RefSeq, a predicted model, not a curated record